UCGAAGAUGAUGCAGAAGCAGCUGCAGAGGGAUGAGGUUUACCGUUGGUUCAGCGAGUUGAAUUCCUCGCAGCGAGUGGAUUUCAUUUGCGGGCUCCUCGACCUCUGCAUCCCCCUGGAGCUACGGUUUUUGGGCUCCUGCCUCGAGGACUUGGCCAGGAAGGAUUACCACUCCCUCAGGGACUCCGAGAUUAAAGCCAAUAACGUGGCCGAUUUGGCCAGUUUGACCAACAUGACCGAUGAAGUGGUCCGCAGCAAACUCAUCGUCUCCUUGGCCCUGCUCUGCUCCGACAACAGGGAGGCAUCCGGGGUCCUCUACCGCACCCUCACACACAUCGACUCUAUCAUCAACAACUACGGCCUUCAGCUGCACGACAGGACGGGCGACGAAUUCCUGCUGCUGUUUACCAUGGCAUCCAACCACCCCGCCUUCACCUUUCACCAGAAACAAGUCUUCAGGCAGGAGUUACUGGAGAUCCAGAGGAUUAUCGAUAGCACUUCCAACACGAACACCGGUCCUGGCAUCGCCGCUUCGGUCACAACACCAACAACUCCCGCUCCAGCCGGCAGGGAUAACACCUCGACUGUUUGCAAGGUUUCGCAUAAAACUGAAAGUGGUGUGAAUUGUUUAGAGAAUGAAUUGCAAGCAUCAGCACAUUCCUACAAGGAGUCUUUUCAAAAACGGCCUCCAGGCAAGCAUUCAAAAAUCAGCAUUGAGAGGAUAGAUGUGAAAGGAUUACAACACAAGAAGAGUGACCGGACUGCGGAAUAUUCUUUUGAGGUCUUAUGGUCAGAUUCUUCAGUAACUUUUGUAGUGAAGUCCCUUCGAGAAAUUAAAGAAUUUCUUUCAAAGCUUCCUCAAGUAUUCCCAGAAGAGAAUUUAGAAAAUGUCAUUCCAGACACUACCAACCAUGAUUGUUCCUAUAUGGAGGAGCGGAACCAUACAGAUCUGGAGCCAUAUCUCAGAUAUUUGGUGUCCUUGCCAUCGCACAUAUUGAAAAAUGACCACAUAAAGAAAUUCUUUUGCACUGCCCAGGUCAAUCAUCCCACUCAGCACUUGUAUACCAACUCACUACCAGUGACACUACACAAAGCUAACUCGAGUAACGGUGCAGCUGUAAGACCAAUAUGUGGCGUAGCUGGCAUCCAAUGUUCUCACAACUCACUACAACCUUCACUGCCUCCCACUCUGUGCUCUCAUCCAGUUGCUGGAAGCUCUUCAGGCAGUUGGCCACAGACUGAGAACUUGAGUCCACAUAAUGUGGAACAAAUUGGUAUUCUAGAUUGGCUUAAAAAAUUACGACUGCACAAAUAUUAUCCUGUAUUUCAGCAACUCACAAUGGAUAAGUUCCUGAGCCUAACUGAAGAGGAUCUGAACAAAUUUGAAACACUCACAUUAGGAGCAAAGAAAAAGCUGAAAACCCAAUUGGAACUUGAAAAAGGGAAAUGCGAGAAACGAAAUCUCAACAGCUUGGGUCAGUCAUCUAUUUCCAACAGUGGAAUUGCACGAGUUACACCAACAAGUCAUUUUGGACCUAUUCACUCGAUCCGUUGCAACCCUACUGCAGAACUCCGAGUGGAGGUGGAUCAGCAAAGUCGCACAAUAAACAGGGAUAGCGGAUCUUCCUCUGACUAUUCCAGUUCACCAUCGAGUCCAAUGGGAAUUCAGGGAAGGGAAGAGAGCUCGGACAGUGCAGAUGAAAAUGAAAAACAUGUGGAAACUGUAUUGGACAUUCCAAUAAAGGAGAAACCAGCAAUGUUAACUCACCUGAACAACUUAAGCACUGGGUCGUGGAGACCCACAGCACAGGUCUUACCAGUGCAAAAUGAGACUGGAUUAGCACAUCCCAGCCACGUAGCUUCUGGAUUGGCCCAUACCAGCCAUGCAUCUUCAGCAGCCAUCUCUACAGUACAGUUUAUGCCAGUAAUUUCUUCAAACAUUGCUCCCAGCCGAAUGCUGAAUUCUGCACGUAAGUCCGAAAGAGGCAGCUUGGAAACUAAGCUUAUAACUGGCAUUUCUUCAACUCAUGCAAAUCCAUCUGAGCUUGGAACAAAGCUUUACGAAGCACCUCCAGGACCUGGCAGCAGCAUCAAAGUAGAAAAAAAGUUUGGCCCUCUUGGUACCAUGGUUGUAGAUGUAAUGCCAACUUCACUGCAACCUUCCAAAAUAGCAGCAGGUGCUUCAGAGAACAGUAGCUUUCAACCUAACCUGGGAAACUUUGGGAUAAGAGCUAAAGUUGGACCUCCUUGCACAGAUGUUCCCAAAACAACUCCAUUGCCAGUAUUGAGAGUGGAGACAAGUACUUCCACCACUAACUCUUCAUAUCACCUCUCUCACCCGCCUAUGAAAAUCCUUGUCUCCUCCUCCAUUCCUUCAGAAUCUAUGCUGAUGGGUCAGACAGCCUAUAGUAGUGUUGUACAAGUAAAAAGUAUCCCACCUGCAGUAAUAAGCUCAAGGACAGUUCCUUAUUCACCAAACACCAAAGUUGCCUUUUCAACAGUUCAGUGUUCACCUGUAACUUCUAUCCCUGGAACUUUUUGUGGGAGUAACAACGCACCUGCAAACAAUCACACUUCUGUGUCCUUCGCAAACAUUAUGAAUGUGCCAAACUGCCCUGCCCCCAGCUCUAGUCCCAGUCUCUCCUCUGUAGUGGACAACGGUUACAUUAACAGCAAUAAUGGUGGUAGUGGCUCAGGAGUGAGUAUCCCUGUGCAACAGCAAACCGGAUGCAAUGUGUGUAGUUCUUGUGGUUGCAGUGGAAACUGUGGUUCAAAUCCUGUGACUAUUAAUUACGCCAGCUAUUUCCAAAACCCAUUUUCAGGCCCUUCAGUGUUGACUUUUCCUCUCUUUCCAAUUAGUCCGUUAUGUAACAAUGGUUACAUUAGCACCCAACAAUACAAUAAUAGUACUGCCUUUCCCUAUCCAGUAGUACCACCUCCUGUUCACAACAAUGGAUUGUCUCCAGACACUCUUAUAAGUGGGCAAUCAGGUUUUGUCCUGCCCCCCAUGCAAAAUUUCCUGGGAGGCACAACUACGUUAUAUCAAACACAGAGCGUGGUAGGAAGCACAAAUGGAUCAGGACAUAAAAAGAAUGGGAAUAUAUCAUGUUACAAUUGUGGAGCAAAUGGACACCGAGCCCAGGAUUGCAAGCAGCCAGCCAUGGACUCCAAUCAGCAAGGUACUUUUAGGUUGAAGUAUGCACCUCCGUCUGAAAGCAUGGACUCGGCAGACUAAUAUUUGGGCUUAGUAUGAAUCACUACGUGCCACUGAGUAACCCAAUGGCAGGUACAAAGAAAGAUGUCCAAUGGAUGUCCACUGCUGCUAGAUUAAUUUUCUGCUGUUUUUAUCCAAAGGUGCUUUUUUUUUUUAAAAAGACAAUCUUAUACGGGGAGAUAAAGUGAUUACGCACGCACUGGAUGUGAGUUUACACAGACAGUUUUAAAAAGUAAUGGUUAAAACAGAAUCAUUGUUUGUUAAAUUGUGCAUUGAUUUUGCACAAGGAAAGAGGAAUUUAUCCAUACUAUAACUGUACUAUUGAUGUUCUGAGCACUCGUGCUGCAGCAGAAAGCUUCCAAACAAAGUGUUCAUAUUUGGAUAGUCUGUACUGUACAGCUUUUACAACAGUUGAGGAAAUCGGGCAAAGCCAGAGUUGAAGAAAGAGCUGGUACGUUUAUGCGACUUUGGUGGAGCUCAAUGGGUGACCAAGGUGCUAAUUCUGACCACCAGAAUGGAGAAAGUACUGACUUGGGGGGGGAAAACCUAUCUGUUCUUGUAAGGUUCCAAGUUGUACAUGUUAUAUGAGAGAGCCCUUGUAUGUUAAGUUGUCAACCAGUAUUUUUGUAAAGUUAGUGUGGGCUAUUGUCUGUAGAAAGAUGCUAUCAAGUUCUCUGAAAGCGAACCUGAUAGAAUCUGUGUCAUUUACAAGCCUAUUAUAUGUUGGAGCUGAAAUUAGAUCAGACCACAGUUAAAAGAAUUUGAUGCACAGUUAUGACAAAAGCUGCCAUUGGAAAAUAUUCACACCGAUCUCUACUUAAAGAGAAUAUUGAAUUGGAUCUUUCAACCUGCAACAUUGGUAAUAUUGUAGAAGACCAUCUUCAGUUUGGAAAAGUAAACCAUUUUUUUCUUUAGUUGAUGGUUUAGCUCUUCAUCCAGAUGAAGGAUGCCUUGAUUCACUAAAGUGGCAGUUGAGAACCGUUUUGCUUUAGUCAUGAAGAAUCCAUCGCUUUAUGCUUUUCAGCCUCAGAUUUGCAGAAUCUGGAGUUGGAUGUGGAAGCUGUUUACAGUGAUUCAUCUUAUUUCUAUGCAAGGUGGAAGCUGGAAGUGUUCCACAGAACUGAACAUGCAAUGCAGUAUUAUUCCUUUUGUUAUGUAUUGUAUUUUGAAUAUGCAGUUUGUUGAAAUGUUUGCUGUAACAAUAUUUUUACUUCACUGAGGAUAUUAUAGAAUUGCCAUUUGAAGUUGGCUUUGUUGCUUGCAAUUUUAUUGACUGGGAUUACCACAUGUCAUUUUAGAGUGAAAUGGGAAGAAAGUGGCCAAUGCAUCAUUUCUACCUGCCUUAAUGAACUUGAAAUCGGAGCCAAUUUUACAAAUAUAUGUCAUAUUAUAGAAUUGCGAUUUGCUCCUUUUGAGUAUAUAGUUUUCGAUGGAAGGCUUCUGAUUAGACAAUUUUUUUUUAGCGGCCCACACCUCUCGUGCAAGUGAAGAGAACGAAUUUUGAAGCUCAAUAAAGAGGAAUUUACUUAAAGGAUGAUGUUCACAUCCACAGCAAUGCAAGUGUUGGGUAAAUAAAAAAGCUGUUGUAUUUAUUUUGGUGAUUCCUUCUGUUUAAUCUAUAACGUUUAUUAACUUCUACAGCAUGAAACUUGGUGUGAGAGCUAUAGAGAGUCAAUGACUACUCUUGUGGAUUGUGUACAGAGAAUAUGUAACAAUCCCUAGUACUUUAAAGAAAACUGAAGAUUGUCUUCCUGGGUUUUCGUUCUUUCUUAGUGACAAUUUCAUAUAUUAAAACCCAGGUUUUAAGAUUAUGGGUAGGAGGUGUAGGGGGAGGGAAAGAACAAUAUAUAUAUAUAUUCAUCUUUCAAGGGAGUGUUUUCCACUUCAAAACAUUUGCAUUAAUUGUGGAUCAUCAGGUAUUUAAAUUUUUGCUUUCGAGAACUGUGCUUACAAUGAAAACAAACUUAAAUACUAUUCAUAUGAUACAUAACUUUAGAAUUAAAACUUCAAAACACCAUCUCCAAAUAAUGUACUGAUAAACUGCUUGCAGGUUAGCACGAGCAUAUAGCUGAGAUAGCUCUGUAAGAAAUGUCUUAUCCAGAGCUGUGCUUAAUAACAAGUUUGAAAACCUAAUGGGGGACAAUGGGGGACAACAGAGACAAGACUGACAAACUCUGGGACUUCUUGGAAAUUGAAUCUCAACAAAAUUAAUCUCAAUUUAAUGUUAGUAAAUCAUUUUAGACUGCUCCAUUACAAACUGUUGGAAUUGAGUUUGUGAAUUUGAGAAGCUUUUCAUGGGGCAUUUACAAACGACGAUUUACUAAGUAUAAAAUAGGACCGAAAAUUCCCAAGUUGGGAACAAAACACAGAUUUGUUUAUUGAAUUAUCUGUUUAUUCAUGCUAACG
Callorhinchus milii (elephant shark) is the source of this 5619-nucleotide messenger RNA. RefSeq names its product zinc finger, CCHC domain containing 14 (gene zcchc14). The record is from RefSeq and is a predicted model, not a curated record. Lineage: Eukaryota; Metazoa; Chordata; Chondrichthyes; Chimaeriformes; Callorhinchidae. The transcript has 13 exons. Gene Ontology annotation, molecular function: nucleic acid binding; phosphatidylinositol binding; zinc ion binding. Bases 7 to 3234 code for a protein of 1075 amino acids.